CUAUUCCGUGCCCACCGUCAUCCAAACGCGGAACCUGCUCCUAAAUGCACGUUGAAGCGUCGACAGCUCACCAACGUGGCAUAUAAAUGCCGGAUGUCUCUCGGUAAUUCGAGAUUCAUGUCUAUUGAAGCUUUGAGUGAACGAGGAUCUAGUGAGAUUGAAAUACACUGGGCCAUAGAAGCGCCCGCGGAAUAUCCCCGCCUACUUCCCCAGAAACCAAUUUAGCAUCGGUAACUCCAACCAAUUCAAGGCAUAAAUAUAUACGGUCGUUUUCCCCUCGUAUUGUUAUAUAAGAAGGCGACAGCAGCUCUGGAGCUUUUACUUGCAUCUUUUUUUGUAUCUACCGCCUGCGAAGAUCUCCUCCAAAAUGGGUUACCAAGUUGUCGGCAUUGCGAUUGCCGCUGUGAUAUAUUUAUUUGUUAAAUACUUGAACCACACCGACACGCCCAAAAUUAAGAACCUACCUGAGGUUCCUGGACUUCCUCUGUUUGGUUCUCUCCUUAAAUUCGGCAGCGAUCAUGCUACAGCGGCAUACAAUUACUCGAAGACAUAUGGCCCGGUGUUCCAAGUCCGCCUAGGCAACAGGAGAAUUGUAUUUGCCAAUACCUUCGAUUCUGUUCGCCACCUCUGGAUCACGAACCAGUCGGCUCUCAUCUCCCGCCCUACUCUUCACACCUUUCACACGGUCGUCUCCUCCUCGCAAGGUUUCACUGUCGGGACAUCCCCGUGGGACGAGUCAUGCAAAAACCGUCGCAAGGCUGCUGCCACUGCUCUAAACCGCCCAGCUGUCCAAUCCUACAUGCCAAUUCUUGACCUCGAAUGCAACGUAUCCAUCAAAGAAAUCUUCCAGGAUUCCAAGGACGGCACUGUCGAUAUUGAUCCCAUUGCAUACUUCCAGAGAUUUGCCCUGAACACAAGUUUGACACUCAACUAUGGCUCAAGAAUUGACGGGAAAAUCGACGAUGAACUGCUGCAAGAGAUUUGUCACGUUGAGAGAGUCGUGAGCAACUUCAGAAGUACUAGCAACAACUGGCAGGACUACAUUCCGCUUAUGAGGUUGUGGCCAAGCAGCAGCAAGGGACCGAAAGAGUACAGAGAGCGCAGAGACAAGUACUUGAGCUUUUUACUGGCUAGGCUCAAGGGCGAGAUCGAAAGAGGAGUUGAUAAGCCUUGCAUUACUGGCAACAUUCUCAAAGACCCGGAAGCGAAGCUUAGCACAGACGAGAUCAAGUCAAUCUGUCUUACCAUGGUCUCUGCAGGUCUCGAUACCGUGCCAGGGAACUUGAUUAUGGGAAUCGCAUACCUCUCGUCACCUCACGGCCAAGAAAUCCAAAAACGUGCCUACGACGAAAUUAUGAAAGUAUACCCCGAUGGAGAUGCCUGGGAGAAGUGUAUUUUGGAGGAGAAGGUAUCCUAUGUCACCGCCUUCGUUCGUGAGGUGCUUCGCUUCUUCAUCGUCAUUCCCAUCUGCCUGCCACGAACGAGCAUCAAGGACAUCAAGUACGAAAAUGCAGUCAUCCCUGCCGGAACAACCUUCUACAUGAACGCAUGGGCCGCAGACUAUGAUGCGACUCAUUUCAAGAGUCCCCAGGAAUUCUCCGUUGAGCGCUAUCUCGACAAUCUGGAGGGUUCCGGUGGCACUCCUCACUUUGCCUACGGUGCUGGAUCUCGUAUGUGCGCUGGCUCGCACCUUGCCAACCGCGAAUUAUACGUCGCGUUUGUCCGCAUGAUAAUGGCUUUCCACAUUGAUCCGGCUCAGAAGCCAGAGGAUCUUCCUAUCCUGGAUGCGUUGGGAUGCAACGCUAUUCCAACGUCUCUGACAACUGAACCAAAGCCAUUUAAGUGUGGUUUCCGCGCCAGGGACUCAGAAUCACUCAAGCAGUGGAUCCAAGAGAGCGAAGAUAAGACGAGACACUUGUCUACCUGAUGAUUGGGGCAUGAUAAAGGAGUUGGGGGGAUGUUUUCCAAACUGCCCGUUCGGUGGCAACGUUUCCAGAAGAUUUGCAGUUACAGUGUUGAGGGAAUUUCAUGUCGAGUCACGGCCUCGACACUCCUUUUCACAGUAGGCUCAAAUACUUAUACCCUGGGUGUGCAGUUAAAUGUAAAUAGACCGUUACUGUUAUGGGUUGAAUAAGCAAAAAUUAUCUUAA
This is a messenger RNA of Pseudogymnoascus verrucosus, 2150 nucleotides long. RefSeq lists its product as uncharacterized. Gene Ontology annotation, molecular function: iron ion binding; oxidoreductase activity, acting on paired donors, with incorporation or reduction of molecular oxygen; heme binding. The transcript has 3 exons. Bases 368 to 1927 code for a protein of 519 amino acids. The record is from RefSeq and is a predicted model, not a curated record. Lineage: Eukaryota; Fungi; Ascomycota; Leotiomycetes; Thelebolales; Thelebolaceae.